Messenger RNA from Sorex fumeus (smoky shrew), 1742 nucleotides. RefSeq names its product 40-kDa huntingtin-associated protein-like. The record is from RefSeq and is a predicted model, not a curated record. The transcript has 2 exons. Gene Ontology annotation, biological process: vesicle cytoskeletal trafficking. Bases 1 to 1725 code for a protein of 574 amino acids. Gene Ontology annotation, cellular component: early endosome. NCBI's taxonomy places the organism in Eukaryota, Metazoa, Chordata, Mammalia, Eulipotyphla, Soricidae. Gene Ontology annotation, molecular function: protein binding.
AUGCGGGAGAGGGUGCGCUGCCUAGACUGGAGCGUGGGCGAGAGCCUCAGGGGCCCGGCGCCCAGAGCCCCGCACGCGGUGCUCAUCGGUGUGCGGCUGGGGGCCUGGCCGGGCCUUCGAGGCCUUCGAGGGCUUCGAGGCGCGCGGAACGCCAGCGCGCGGAACUCCCCCCACGCCACGCCGCGCCGCGCCGCGCUCUCCAGCCCCUUCCGGGCCGCCGGGCCCCGCGCGGGGGGAGGCGGGCGGGAUCUCGCGAGCCCCCGCGGGCCGGGCCGGGCCGGGCCCGACCCGCCUCGCGCCCGCUACCGGCCUAUCAGCGCGGCGAGUCGGCCGGCGGGGGCGGGCCCUCGGGCGCGGGCUCUCGGGAGUGGCCGGCCCGCGCGUCCGUCAGGCGCGCAUCCGGGCCAGAGGGCACGGCCGGCAGCCCGGAAGAGGGCGGCGGCCAACAUGGCGGCGUCCGCGGCCGGCCUGAGCGGCCUGGGGGGCGGCGCCGGCAGCGGCGGCGGCGGCGGCGGCCUGGGCGGCGGCGCGGGCGGCGGCGGCGGCCUGGGCGGCGGCGCCGGCGCGGUGCCCGAGGCCGGGGACUUCCUGGCCCGCUACCGCCAGGUGUCCAACAAGCUGAAGAAGCGGUUCCUGCGGAAGCCGAACGUGGCCGAGGCCGGCGAGCAGUUCGCGCAGCUGGGCCGCGAGCUGCGCGCCCAGGAGUGCCUGCCCUACGCGGCCUGGUGCCAGCUGGCCGUGGCGCGCUGCCAGCAGGCGCUCUUCCACGGCCCCGGGGAGGCGCUGGCGCUCACCGAGGCCGCCCGCCUCUUCCUGCGGCAGGAGCGCGACGCGCGCGAGCGCCUCGUCUGCCCCGCCGCCUACGGCGAGCCGCUGCAGGCCGCCGCCAGCGCCCUGGGCGCCGCCGUGCGCCUGCACGUCGAGCUGGGCCAGCCGGCCGCCGCCGCCGCCCUGUGCCUCGAGCUGGCCGCCGCCCUGCGCGACCUGGGCCAGCCGGCCGCCGCCGCCGGCCACUACGAGCGCGCCGCGCACAUGCAGCUGCCGCUGCUGCCCCUGGCCGCGCUGCAGGCGCUCGGCGACGCCGCGUCCUGCCUGCUGCUGGCGCGCGACUACACCCGCGCCCUGGCCGUCUUCACGCGCAUGCAGCUCCUGGCGCGGGAGCACGGCAGCCGCCCGGGGCCGCCGCCGCCGCCGCCGCCCCCUGCCACCGCCGCCGCCGCCGGCCCCGCGGCCCCGCCCGGCCCCAGCGCGGGCCCGGCCGCCUCCUCCUCGCAGCCGCCCCCGCCGCCGCCCGCCGCCGCCGCCGCCGCCGCUUCCUCCUCCUCGGCCACGGCCACGGGCACGGCCGCCACCGCCGCCGCCGCCGCGCCGUCGCCCGCCCUGCUGGGCGCCUUCUCCGACGUGCUGGUCCGCUGCGAGGUGUCCCGCGUGCUGCUGCUGCUGCUCCUGCAGCCGCCGCCCGCCAAGCUCCUGCCGGAACACGCGCGCACCCUGGAGAAAUACUCCUGGGAGGCGUUCGACGGGCACGGGCAGGAGAGCGGCGGCCCGCUGCCCGAAGAGCUCUUCCUGCUGCUCCAGUCCCUGGUCAUGGCCACCCACGAGAAGGACACCGAGGCCGUCAAGUCGCUGCAGGCCGACAUGUGGCCUCUGCUGAGUGCCGAGCAGAACCACCUCCUCCACCUCCUGCUGCAGGAGACCGUCUCCCCCUCGGGCCAGGGCAUCUGAAGAACCGGCCUCCGCCG